CUCUAUAUAAGUCUUGCCAUGCACCACAAAGAUAUGCAUGCUGUUUACAAGCUGUGCCGAAGCUGAAGUUUUGAGAUUUCAAAGAUCUGAAAUUGUCAUGAAGAAUCUAUUGUCAAUUGUGACAUGUGUCUGGAUUGUCUCUGUUGCUGGGCAUGAAUUCUUCUCAUCAAUGGAUCAAAUCAUGCAGCUUGUGGAGGAGGAGAAAAAGCUUCUGGAGCACUUUAGUGACUUUAUGGAUGCUGAGGAGGAGAAUUUUAAUAUACUUAAGGGCAAUCUCCAAAAUUCAAAACUGCUCUCAAAUUCCACAAACCCUGAGGAAAUUAUGAAUGACCCUGUAGCAGCUUACAAACUCAUCAGACGACUGAGAAAUCAAUGGUUGUUUAUGGAAGAAUACACUCAAAGACAUCUUAAUGAGGACUUCCAAGAACUGCUGCACUCAGAUUCUCUGAAGAUCCCAACAGAGAAGGAUUUAGAUGGUGCUGCUUUGGGUCUGAUUAGACUGCAAGAGAUCUACAAACUCUACCCAGGAACCAUCACAUACAAAACGCCUCUUAGUGGGAAUGAAGCUUUUGAUGUGGGGUAUGUCGCUUAUAAGCAUGAGAAAUUCCAGUUUGCCUUUCACUGGUUUCGGUACAGUCUGAACAUGUUAGGUCAUCCAGACCUCUUAUAUUACCUAGGCUCAUCAGCAUAUAAAUUUGGAGACCGGCUUGUGGCAAUUAAAUUCUACCUUCAGUUUCUUGAUCAUGACCCAACUAAUGAGUAUGUUAAAAAUGAGCUGGAAGAGAUAUACAGUAGCCUUUUUCUUGAAAAAUCUUCAGACCCUGAUAUAUACAUACUAAAUACAGAGUCAACUGAAUAUGAGGCAUUGUGCAGGGGAGAGGUUGACCGGAGGGCAAGUCCAAAUGUUCAAUGUUUUAAAAUUCAGACCUAUAGAAGACAAAGGAUGCUGUCCUGUAGGUACAGCACAGGUGGAGGAAACCCCAGGCUGAUUUUGGCACCACUGAAAGAAGAGAUUGAGUGGGAUGAACCCCGAAUCAUCAGAUAUUAUGACGUAAUAUCAGACAAAGAGAUUGAGAUCUUGAAAAAUAUCUCUAGACCUCAGCUGUCUAGGUCUAAAGUAUACAUAGCACAGGACGAAGAAGGUGCAGUAAACAAUGGUCGUGUUUCUCAAAGUGUUUUUCUAGAAGAAGAUGACAAUGUAACUGUUCGUAUCAAUCAGAGGAUUGCAGACGUUACAGGACUCUCUAUGGAAACAUCUGAAACUCUUGUUCAAAAUUAUGGUAUUGGUGGCAGAUAUGAACCACAUCAUGACUUCUUGGAUAUAGAGAAUGACAGGAUUGCUACAUUCUUAAUUUAUAUGAGUGAUGUGGAGAUAGGGGGCGCCACUGUUUUCCCUGAUGUUGGAGUUGCAGUGCAGCCAAUAAAGAGAUCAGCUGUGUUUUGGUACAACCUCCAUAAGAACGGUACAGCCGACUUGAAAACAUUGCAUGGUGGAUGCCCUAUCUUUGUGGGAAAUAAAUGGGUGGCUAACAAAUGGAUCCAUGAGUUUGGCCAGGAGUUUACAAGACCAUGUUCUUUGUCAGAGGGGAAGUAAAAAGCAUUAUAGAAACCACAAUGGUUACGGAAACUGUAUUAUAAACACUGUAUACAGGAUCUGUGUGUAUAUAUUGUUUUAUAAAUCUAUACAAUUUUAUUAAUUUAUAAUCAUAAUAAACUCUAUAUUUCUUUAUUCAGUAAAAUAAAGUAAAAUGUCAAUUGAAGAUUUUUAAUUUAAAAUUUAUUAAAUAUAUUAAUUUAUUAUAUUAUCUACACUUUAAAAAAAAGUUUUUUUUUAUUUGUAAAUAAAGUAAGAUUAUCUAAGUCAACUCUUUCUACUUCAAAAUGUCAUUUUGCAUUUUUUUUGUUUGUUUUUUUUAGGCCUAUUUGGCCUCAAAUACAUUUUUAAAUUUUAAUGGAAUUGCUCAAGUAAUAUUAACUUUGUGUUUUGUCAUCGAAAUCAAUUGGUGGAAAAAAUUACAAAUGCAAGUAAAUGAUACUUACUAACCCAGAUAAUAGAUGCGCUCUCAAAACGCUCUGCCAACAUAAAAUAUGUUUUUUAACGUUUCUGGGUUGUUUGAGCAUUAGAGGAAUGUUACAUUCUACCAUUUUCAAACGUUAUGGCAAUGUCACAAUGUUCACACAAUGUUUAAAACGACUGUUUUCUAUAUUUACUUUUUUGCCAAUUAUGUAAAUAAUAGAGAAACAUUGCAUUUUAUUAUUUUAAAACUGUUAUAAAAUAUUAUUUCAGAAUGUUCAGUAAAAAUAUUGAUGUAGAAAACACAAUUCACUUAUUAAAUUUAAAUGUUGAUGUUUUGUUUCAUUUAAAGGCACCAUUAUGGUGAUUGGUGUUUGUUUAAGUUAGACUCUUGACCCUUGAGGUUUUAUUUGCUUGUUUUUUUCCUGGUUGUAUUGACUUGUGUGUAUAAAGCACAUUUAAUGUAAAGUUAAUAUUGCAAUUCUGUGGUGGUUGGUACAUAAUAGUAAAGAUCAUCAUUUAAUUAAUUGAUUUACUCGGUUUGUCAUUAAGAAUUUUUAGGAACUAUGGAAAAAAUAACUUGUGUGCAUUUGGGACGCACAAACAUCAAGAAUCAGAGUAUGAAUCUUAACAAUGGUGACAAAUUUCAUGCUGCAAUGCAUGCUGGGUAUUAACAAAUUACUUCUCAUCCAGGACUCCCAGCAUGCACUGCGGCAUAGAUAAAUAGUUUUCUUUGUCACACUUGUUGAGAUUCAUACUCUGAUUCCUGAUGUUUGCAUCCCAGAUACAUCACUUAAAAAUCCCAUGUAAACACUACUUAGAUAAUUCUAGUAAAAGCUGCUAAAAAUUGUUUUUAGCCUUUAUUUAACAAUUCUUUUAAAUUUAAUAGCUGUUUCUGAGUGGGAAUUGUAAUCUCAUCUUGCUUUUCACUCCUUCUUAUGUAUUAAUCUAGCAAAUACUAAAACAGACUCUUAAACAUAUUCGUA
This is a messenger RNA of Misgurnus anguillicaudatus (oriental weatherfish), 3000 nucleotides long. The record is from RefSeq and is a predicted model, not a curated record. NCBI's taxonomy places the organism in Eukaryota, Metazoa, Chordata, Actinopteri, Cypriniformes, Cobitidae.